Molecule: messenger RNA, 609 nt
Organism: Peniophora sp. CBMAI 1063
Lineage: Eukaryota; Fungi; Basidiomycota; Agaricomycetes; Russulales; Peniophoraceae
Source: the annotation of a GenBank genome assembly
AUGCUCGCCGACUUUGCACGUCCCCUCGUCUGCUCAGGGCCUUCGGGCGUCGGCAAAAGUACUCUACUCAAACGUCUAUUCGCCGACCACCCAGACAAGUUCGCCUUUUCCGUCUCCCACACUACCCGCAAGCCCCGCCCGGGCGAGGUCGACGGCAAGGACUACAACUUUACCACCCGCGAGUCCUUCCUGGCUCUCGUGGCCGACGGCGGGUUCAUCGAGCACGCCGAGUUCUCGGGCAACUUGUACGGAACGAGCGUGCAAGCUGUCAAGUCGAUCGCCGCCCAGGGCCGCCGCUGUAUCCUUGACAUCGAGGUCCAGGGCGUCCGCCAGAUAAAAAAGACAGACCUCAAUCCAGUAUACCUCUUCAUCGCGCCUCCUUCAGUCUCUGCCCUGCGCGCCCGCCUGCAGGGACGUGGCACCGACGCGCCCGAAGCCGUCCAAAAGCGCCUCGACACGGCUCUUCUCGAGAUUGCGUACGCCAAGGAGCCCGGCGCGCAUGAUCUCGUCAUCGUCAACGACGACCUCGAACGCGCGUACACCAAGUUCCAAGCUGUGGCGCUCGGUGAAAAGAUCGAGAGCGAUGUCCUCCCGCCGCUCGAUGAUUGA